This is a messenger RNA of Calliphora vicina (urban bluebottle blowfly), 706 nucleotides long. RefSeq names its product RNA polymerase III subunit G (gene Polr3G). The record is from RefSeq and is a predicted model, not a curated record. The coding region runs from base 36 to 680 and encodes 214 amino acids. Gene Ontology annotation, biological process: transcription by RNA polymerase III. NCBI's taxonomy places the organism in Eukaryota, Metazoa, Arthropoda, Insecta, Diptera, Calliphoridae. The transcript is spliced from 3 exons. Gene Ontology annotation, cellular component: RNA polymerase III complex.
AAUAAAAUAAACAACGUUUAAACAAAUUAAGCAGCAUGGCGGGACGAGGUAGAGGUAAAACAGGAUCCCUAACACAAGAACAGUUACAGACAUUAGGAUGUGUAGGCAAGGAUAUGCCACAGGUACAAACGGCUCCGCCACCUACCUAUCCGCCCUUAAUGUCCAAGCCUGUUACAUUAGAGACAACAGCUGCCCAAAGUUAUCAGAUAUUGUGGAAAGAAGAUUUCCUAAAUCACAUGAGAGACUCGCCCUAUUUUCUACAGACUUUAGAAAAAACCAAAAUAAAUAAGUCAAUUUUAAGUUAUGGGCAAAAAACAGCGAAUGACACAGAAUCGAAUAAAAUGAAAACUAAAGCGGAAUUUAAUUGGUCCCUAAUGCCUGCCGAAUUACAAAUGGCCAAUAGAAAACGUAAGACUGAUUUGAAACCCAAAGAUGUGAAAAAGACCAAGACAGGCAAUAUUGAAGAUCGUUUAAAACAAUUGGAGGAAAAAGAACGCACUGAUAAUGAUAAAGAAACUGGAAAUAAAAACAAUUCAGAUUCUGAACAAGAAAUGGAAGAAAAUGAAGAGGUGGUAGACGAUGAAAUGGAUGACGAAAAUGAUUAUGGCAAUAGCUAUUUUGACAAUGGAGAAGCCUACAACGAAGAAGAUGACAACUUAGAUGACGGUCCUGUGUAUUAAAAUAAAGAAAAUAAGAACAGAACAAA